Chinchilla lanigera (long-tailed chinchilla) is the source of this 3890-nucleotide messenger RNA. RefSeq names its product cryptochrome circadian clock 2 (gene Cry2). Gene Ontology annotation, cellular component: nucleus; cytoplasm. The transcript is spliced from 12 exons. The record is from RefSeq and is a predicted model, not a curated record. Gene Ontology annotation, biological process: entrainment of circadian clock by photoperiod; negative regulation of DNA-templated transcription; circadian regulation of gene expression. NCBI's taxonomy places the organism in Eukaryota, Metazoa, Chordata, Mammalia, Rodentia, Chinchillidae. The coding region runs from base 31 to 1812 and encodes 593 amino acids. Gene Ontology annotation, molecular function: FAD binding; DNA binding.
GCGGCAGCGGCUGGAGCAGUCUGAGCAGAGAUGGCGGCUGCUGCGGGGUCAGGAACGGCCGCGGCCCCGACGCAGGUGACCGGCGCGGAGGGCGCCUGCUCGGUGCACUGGUUCCGCAAAGGGCUGCGGCUUCACGACAACCCGGCGCUGCUGGCGGCCGUGCGCGGGGCGCGCUGCGUGCGCUGCGUUUACAUCCUCGACCCGUGGUUCGCGGCCUCCUCCUCCGUGGGGAUCAACCGCUGGAGGUUUCUGCUGCAGUCUCUGGAAGAUCUGGACACAAGUUUAAGGAAACUCAACUCCCGCCUAUUUGUGGUCCGGGGACAGCCAGCGGAUGUGUUCCCAAGGCUAUUCAAGGAAUGGGGGGUGACCCGCCUGACCUUUGAGUACGACUCCGAACCCUUUGGGAAGGAACGGGAUGCGGCCAUCAUGAAGAUGGCCAAGGAGGCUGGUGUGGAGGUGGUGACGGAGAACUCCCAUACCCUCUAUGACCUGGACAGGAUCAUCGAGUUGAAUGGGCAGAAGCCGCCCCUUACUUACAAGCGCUUUCAGGCUAUCAUCAGCCGCAUGGAGCUGCCCAAGAAGCCGGUGGGCGCGGUGAGCAGCCAGCAGAUGGAGAGCUGCCGGGCAGGGACCCAGGAGAACCACGACGACACCUAUGGCGUGCCCUCCCUGGAGGAGCUGGGGUUCCCCACCGAAGGACUGGGCCCCGCUGUCUGGCAAGGAGGGGAGACAGAAGCCCUGGCCCGCCUGGAUAAGCACUUGGAACGGAAGGCCUGGGUUGCCAACUAUGAGAGACCCCGGAUGAAUGCCAACUCCCUGCUGGCCAGUCCCACAGGCCUCAGCCCCUACCUGCGCUUCGGCUGCCUCUCCUGCCGCCUCUUCUACUACCGCCUGUGGGACCUGUAUAAAAAGGUGAAGCGGAACAGCACACCCCCCCUGUCCCUGUUUGGGCAACUCCUAUGGCGAGAGUUCUUCUACACGGCAGCCACCAACAACCCCAAGUUUGACCGCAUGGAGGGGAACCCCAUCUGCAUCCAGAUCCCCUGGGACCGCAACCCCGAGGCCCUGGCCAAGUGGGCCGAGGGCAAGACGGGCUUUCCUUGGAUUGACGCCAUCAUGACACAACUGAGGCAGGAGGGCUGGAUCCACCACCUGGCCCGGCACGCCGUGGCCUGCUUCCUCACGCGCGGGGACCUCUGGGUCAGCUGGGAGAGCGGGGUCCGGGUGUUUGAUGAGCUGCUGCUGGAUGCGGACUUCAGCGUGAACGCGGGCAGCUGGAUGUGGCUGUCCUGCAGCGCUUUCUUCCAGCAGUUCUUCCACUGCUACUGCCCUGUUGGCUUUGGCCGCCGCACGGACCCCAGUGGGGACUAUAUCAGGCGAUACUUGCCAAAAUUGAAAGGAUUCCCCUCCCGAUAUAUCUAUGAGCCCUGGAAUGCCCCGGAGUCUGUUCAGAAGGCAGCCAAGUGCAUCAUCGGUGUGGACUACCCACGGCCCAUCGUCAACCAUGCCGAGACCAGCCGGCUCAACAUCGAGCGGAUGAAGCAGAUUUACCAGCAGCUUUCACGCUACCGGGGACUCUGUCUGUUAGCAUCUGUCCCCUCCUGUGUGGAAGACCUCAGCCAUCCUGUGGCAGAGCCCAGCUCGAGCCAGGCUGGGAGCAGCACCAGCACGGGCCCCAGGCCAGUACCCGGCGGCGCAGCAUCCCCCAAACGCAAGCUGGAAGCAGCUGAGGAGCCACCUGGGGAAGAGCUCAGCAAACGGGCCAGGGUGGCAGAGCUGCCCACCCCCGAGCUGCCGAGCAAGGACGCCUGAGACUGCAGAGUCACCGCUCCGUGAGCAAAACCUGGGUGCCCGAGCAGCCACCGUGGCCAGAGUGCAACCCACAGAGAAGCUGGUCACCGACCAAGACAGAGCGAGCGUGUGUGUGUGUGUGUGUGUGUGUGCGCGCGCGCGUGCAGCAGGUGUGUGCUGUCUGUGUGUGCACGUGUGUUUACACUCUCACGAUCCUGAGUGCUGCCUGGGCUGGAGGAGUGCCUGGAGCAGCCCACCUGGCCUCCAGGCACAAGGCUAGAGGUCAUGGCCGUGACCUGCAGCCUUGUCUGAGUAGGAUGUCGUGGUACGACCCUGCUGGGCCCCCUCUCUUUGCAUCAGGCCGAGGAGCAGAAGCGCCGCGUUCCUGCUCUUGUCGGAAGCACAGGAUUCUAGAGGCAGCCAGAGUCCUGCUGAGUCCCCGCUCUCCAACGCAGGAGGGUGGGCAGGAUGGAAUGGGUGGGUGCCAUCCAGGUACAGCCACCUGGCUGUCCUCUUAGUUUAAAAUCCUCUGCCACUGGUCCUGCAGCCUCUUCCUUGGGCAUCUGGGACUGAGGACGAGGCUAUAGACAGAGCUGAAAAGUCUGCUGUUGGCUGGAGGUACACCCAGAUGCCUGACUGGUGUAGUAGCCUAAGAACACAUACGCACUUUCAGGUCUGGACCCCAAGGUGAGGAAUAGAAUCCCAGCUGUCACUGUUCUCCUCCCAGAAGCUGAAAGCCAGCGUCAGAGCCUGCGCAGGAGCCGUGCAGGGGCCAGGGUCCCAGGCGGGCCCUCCACCAGGAGCCUAGGCCAGGUGGCCCCACGGUGCUCAGUGAGGACAGCUGACCGCCGGCCAGGGAAGCCAGCUUGUCAUUGUUCUGUAGGCUUCCAGGGCCUGCUGCGAGCUGGUCCGCAUCCAAGCUGCCGUGUCAGCUGUCCCGGUAGCUGGGCCCCCAGGGCUCAGACAGAGGGACUGCAGUGGGCACUGCCAGGGGAGUUGGCAGAAGUCUGUGUGGUGCUCACAACCAGCACACCGUCCCUUCCAGAAGCGGUAGGCGGGUCUGCACCAAAGCAGCCAGGCCUACACUCCAGGAGUGGCCUGUGCCGCCUCCACUCCCCCCAGCUGUCACAGGCCUGUGUCGAGAGCAGCACUGAGGACUGUGUGGCCAACGAGAGCAAGUCUUCCUUCCACCCCAUGGCCUGCACUUGAGCCACAAUGUGUGCGCGCGUGCGUGUGUGUGUGUGUGUGUGUGCGCGUGCGCGUAAAGCUGAAAGGCUGAUUCCUGUUGGAUUGUUCUCACGUGUAACAUUAAGCUAGCCUCUGGGCCUCUUCCUCUACCUCCCUGUGACCUUUCCAGCCUCAGCUGUUAACUCCCACUGCCCACCCUUACUGUCCUCUGUCCUCAGACCAGAGCCCUGGGGCAGGCUCUUGUCUCCUCAGUGUGCAGCACGUUGACAGGCUUCUUCCUGAGAUGGCCUGUGGUUUUCUCAGCCAGAGAGCUGCCUCUAGAGUCCUACUGUUAUGUGUGUCACCCUCACCAGAAAUGUCCUGUGCUCGCGUGGGGGAAACGCCGUAGGUGCUGGUGUUUUCAGAGCGCUGGGUGGGGCUUUCCUUCCCUCAGCGCAAGCCAGGAGAGGAAGAGUGGUGUGAGCCCGGAAGGUCAAAGGUUGAGGGCCAGAUUCAGUAUUUAUUUAGCAGCACCUUCAGCUAGUGAGAUGAUUCCCUUCUCCAGCCUAUUGGAUGGCUCUCUUCCCUACGGUACAGGCUGGCGAGACCAACUCCCCUCUGCCAUUCCCAGCAGGCUGGCCCGUCCCCAGGACAAGCUUCCAGUGCAAUGGAAUCGUCCACUCCUGGAGCUGUGGGGUGGGGCGUGGUGGCCCGUAGCUCCAUGAUGGCUCGGGCCUCCGUCCCUGGCCCAAGUGGCCCUGGGGACUGCCGCAGAGCAAUGCCCCAGACCUUCAUCCAAGGACCAGUGUGGGGAAGAGAUGGUCGCAGGCAAAGUGCACUUUAUAGAAAUCUUCUAUUGCUGGGAAGGUGUGUUUCUCCCACGGUUUGUUUGUGAAUAUUCACUUGUUUUAUAAACUUCUGAUCCUGUCUGA